This is a messenger RNA of Paramecium sonneborni, 319 nucleotides long. NCBI's taxonomy places the organism in Eukaryota, Ciliophora, Oligohymenophorea, Peniculida, Parameciidae. The record is from the annotation of a GenBank genome assembly.
AUGUAAUAAAAAGCUAAACAAUUCUUUGCUACAUAUGGUAAAUUGGGAUUGACUGUUUAUUUUUCAAUCUCAUUAGCCAAUUAUGGACUAGUCUAUUUUGCAUUGAAGUAAGGAGUUGAUGUCAAAUAAAUUGGAGAAAAGUUAUUGUGUUUUAUUUUACAUUAGGUUAGGAUGUGAUACAACAUAAGGUAAAUGGGAAAAGAUUGAAACUUUUGGUACACCAACAGCAGCUUAUAUAAUAUAUAAAUUAAUGGCACCAAUUAAAUGGCCAGUUGUAAUUGCAACCACAGCAUGGAUAUGUAGAAAAGGAAAAAAAUGA